Molecule: messenger RNA, 717 nt
Organism: Chondrus crispus (carragheen)
Lineage: Eukaryota; Rhodophyta; Florideophyceae; Gigartinales; Gigartinaceae
Exons: 1
Coding region: 1-717 (238 amino acids)
Source: RefSeq, a predicted model, not a curated record
AUGCGUUCGUACCCAUUGGUCGCUGCGGCCAUAGUCUUGUUAGCUUGCAAGCGGAAGUUAAGUUGCUUGACCUCGUCCCUCAAAACGCCAUUCUCAGUCUCAAGGUCAGUAUUCCUGGUGCGUGCCGCACGCAGUUGUACCUCGGCAUCACCCAGCUUGCGCUUAUCCACGCCGCUGGGUGACCCCCCUGAAGACGCCUGCUCGCGGACGAGCUGUGUGGCGAACAUGUCCCGUUCUUCAGUAACCUUCUUGAGGUUUUGCAAGUGGUUUCGACGCAGGGAGGACAUUUCCAGCCGGAGAGUUGCCAUUUCUUCGCGGAGCUUGCUCAUUUCGGGAGAUUCUUCGCUGCUAGCUUCGUCAGUGGGCUUCGGGUCGUCGGAGACGACUGAGAUGGGUGGGGGGGUGGGUUCCGGAGCGCGCGAGCGGCGAGUGCGCCGAGCGGCUUGCGCGGCUUUGAUCUUGUCCAGGUCACUUAAGUCAGCUUUGGGAGCGAUUUCGGUAGGCUCCGAGGAACCGGUUUGUAGGUUGGACGGGAUAACUUCGGCCAUUUGGAAAAAGUUGAGAAGAAUAGCAAACCGAUGGUUCAACAAACUGUUUUGGAAUUGCGGCCUUUUAACAGAGGGAGGAAGUGACACAACGAACAAUACCGCAUGUACGUAUAUUGGUCCCGAAGACGGCUACGGUGCCAGCACUACUAUAGUGCUGCGUGUUCUGUAG